GAUUUCUGCUUAGGAAAAAAUUCUAGGCCAAAAGCCCCUAUUUGCACCCUCCAUUUAUUUCUUUUUCACGGUCAACACCUUCCAGAAAUUUUCUUCCCUAUUCACACCUUCCACUUUUCAAAACCCAUGAAAAACCCGUGAAAAACCCAACAUUUUAACGGACCGUCAUGGCACUGUUAAAAAAUGCAUUAUGUGGCACCCAGAAAUUGAUGUGGCACAUGCGGCGUUUCUUUAUUCGUUAAGUUCAGAUGUGGAUUUGCUUUUUGAUGAUGUGGCUUCUUUUUUGCACACGUGGAUGCCACAUCCCCACCAAAAAAAAAAAAUAUAUUUUAGAACAGGAGAACCCAGAGCUCGGUUCCUCCGGAGGAACCCAACUCUGGGUUCCUCGUCGUGAGGAACCCAGAUCAGGUUCCUCACAAGGAACCCAGCUUUGGGUUCGGCGAGGAACCCAGAUCGGGUUCCUCACAAGGAACCCAACUCUGGGUUCAACGAGGAACCCAGCUCUGGGUUCGACGAGGAACCCAGAUCGGGUUCCUCACAAGGAACCCAGCGGGUUCGAGCUGGGUUCCUCCGGAGGAACCCAUGAGGAACCCAGCGGGUUUGAGCUUCCUCCGAAGGAACCCGACUCUGGGUUCCUCGUCGUGAAGAACCCAGAUCGGGUUCCUCACAAGGAACCCAACGGGUUCGAGUUGGGUUCCUCCGGAGGAACCCAUGAGGAACCCGACUCUGGGUUCCUCACAGGGAACCCAGAGCUCCUGUUUUAAAUUUUUUUAUUUAAAUAAGCCACAUCAUCAAAA
Messenger RNA from Rubroshorea leprosula, 797 nucleotides. The record is from the annotation of a GenBank genome assembly. Lineage: Eukaryota; Viridiplantae; Streptophyta; Magnoliopsida; Malvales; Dipterocarpaceae.